ACGGCGGGUCGUGACAGGAGUCCCGGCUGGACGUUCUAAUUUUUUUUACCUUGCGCAGUUGGUACGGAACGAGUGUCGGUGUAAGGCCUGGAGCGGUGUUGUGUCUGAUUGUGGUGUUGUUGGUGCGUGCGUGCGUGACUCUGCUUUGCCAAGAGAGGAUUCCACAGGACCUGUCCACUCUUAGAAUUUUAAAUCAUGGCCCAGGUGAUGACCUUCAGAGAUGUGGCCAUACAGUUCUCCCAGGAGGAAUGGGAGUACCUGAACCCAGAGCAGAGAAACUUGUACACAGAUGUGAUGUCUGAGAACUAUAGCAACUUUGUCUCAGUGGGACUUAGCAUUUACCAGCCACAUGUGAUCUCCUUAUUGGAAAAAGAACAAGAGGCUUGGAUAGAACUGGAUGAGGAGAGAAGAGGAUUUUGCCCAGAUCUACAGUCCACAUGGCAGGCCAGGAAGAUAUCAAAAAAUAGGUCACUUGAAAGUGUAUUAUCCCCAUGGGAAAUCCUGGAAGUCUGUACAAAUGACAGCCUUGAAGGUUUCUGCUUGUCAGGUGAUUGUGAAAGUAAAAGUCCACCAGAAACACAGUAUGAAAACGAUUCACAUUGCCAGCAAGUCACAGCCACCUAUGAAAAAACACCUACUUCCAACCAGCUCUCAACUUUCACUCAACAUGCUGGACUCAGUACAGGAGACACACUGUAUGCACAUAAAUGUGAAGAAGACUUUAGUUUUGGCUCAGAUGAUACUCAAAAUCAGUUAAUUCAUACGGGUGAGAAAUUAUGGGAAGAUCAGGAGCAUGGGAAAACUUUCAUUCUUGAUUUAGAACUUACUCAAUAUCAGUCAGUUCACCCUGGUAAGAAAACAUUUGAAUGUAAAGAAUGUGGCAAGGCUUUUAGUUUCCGGUCAAGUCUUACUGGUCAUAUGCGAAUUCAUACAGGGGAGAAACCUUAUAAAUGUAAGGAAUGUGGGAAGGCCUUUCGAUUUCACUCACUACUUAGUGUCCAUAAACGAAUUCAUACUGGGGAGAAAUUUUAUGAAUGUAAGGAAUGCGGGAAGUCUUUUAAUUAUAGCUCAGACCUAACUCGACAUCACAGAAUUCAUACUGGUGAGAAGCCCUAUGAAUGUCAGGAGUGUGGGAAAGCCUUCAGCUGUGGCUCAGACCUUACUCGACACCAGAGAAUUCAUACUGGUGAAAAGCCCUAUGAAUGUAAUGAAUGUGGGAAGGCCUUUAGUCAGCAAUCCCAUCUUAUUAAACAUUACAGAAUCCACACUGGUGAAAAGCCCUAUGUCUGUAAGGAGUGCGGGAAAGCUUUUACUUGUGGGUCACAACUCACUCAACAUCAGAAAAUCCAUACUGGGGAGAGACUACAUAAAUGUAAGGACUGUGAAAAAGCCUUUAGCUCUGGCUCCAACCAUCCUCAACAUCAGUUUCUGUAUACUGGUGAGAAAUUCUUUGAAGAUAAGGAAAAUGGGAAGACCUUUUUGCCUGACUCAGAACUCAUUCAUUCUCAAAGUAUUGCCAUUAUGGAAUUUCACAAGUUGGGAAAAUUUGUUCUGUAAGUAUUACAAUAAACAGGCCAUUUUUAUUCAUGGUGA
Dipodomys spectabilis (banner-tailed kangaroo rat) is the source of this 1593-nucleotide messenger RNA. RefSeq names its product zinc finger protein 790-like. The record is from RefSeq and is a predicted model, not a curated record. The transcript has 6 exons. The coding region runs from base 196 to 1557 and encodes 453 amino acids. NCBI's taxonomy places the organism in Eukaryota, Metazoa, Chordata, Mammalia, Rodentia, Heteromyidae. Gene Ontology annotation, molecular function: DNA-binding transcription repressor activity, RNA polymerase II-specific. Gene Ontology annotation, biological process: negative regulation of transcription by RNA polymerase II.